Neofelis nebulosa (Clouded leopard) is the source of this 4943-nucleotide messenger RNA. RefSeq names its product caspase recruitment domain family member 6 (gene CARD6). NCBI's taxonomy places the organism in Eukaryota, Metazoa, Chordata, Mammalia, Carnivora, Felidae. Bases 860 to 3946 code for a protein of 1028 amino acids. The transcript is spliced from 3 exons. Gene Ontology annotation, biological process: regulation of apoptotic process. The record is from RefSeq and is a predicted model, not a curated record.
CGUCCUUGUAAGCCGUUCUUUUCUGUUUCACUGUUGAUGUAUCAACAUUUAUUCCACAAAUGCCCACUUUAUUUAAAUCUUGGUUAUUUAAAAUUUUUCUGCUAUUAUAAAUAAUGCUGUCAUGAAGAUUCUUACACAUGUAUCUUUGGGCCUUUGUCUGAUUAUUUCCUUAAGAAAUUUUCUAGAAGUGAAAUUGCGGAGUUGAAAGGUAUAAAUUUGUAUUAUUUUUUACUUUUAAAGUGUUUAUAUAUUUUGAGAGAGUGUGUGUGUGUGUAAGCAGGGGAGGAGCAGAGAGAGGGAGAGAGAGAAUCCCAAGCAGGCUCCGUGCCCAGCACAGAACCUGAUGACAUGACGCUCAGGAACUGAGAUCAUGAUCUCGGCUGAGAUCAAAAGUCAGACACUUAACCGACUGAGCCACCCAGGCACGCCUUAAUUUGUAUUUUUAUCUAUCAGCAUUUAUUUAUUUAUUGCUGCAUAUUGCCAGAUUUCUCUCCAGAAAGAGUUAAUCAAUUCAUUCUUAUCACGAAUAGAGCUCAGAGCAGGGAAUACCUAGUCCAAACUAAAUUUCAGGAGAGACUUCUCAGAGGAAUUGACACUGGGGCUGAGUCAAAAUGAGACUGAGUCAGGUGAGCAAAAGAGCAGAUAAAUAAUCUAUAGGGAGGCAGGCCUGGCUGGGUUUAGGGCUGGCUCCACCCCCCACCCCCCACUUGUUUGUACUUGCCCUCUCCAAUGCUAGAUAUCUUUGACCUGUUUAAUCUUUGCUGAAUAGAAUUACUCUUUGCCAUUUUUUUUAACUUGUAUUUAUUUACUGUUGGAACAGUUUCAAAAUCCAUUUCCUGGUCUAGAGGACACAGGAACAAUGGCUGCCAGGAGUGUUCCUUCAGAGAUCAUAGAAAAAGAACGAAAAAAGUUACUUGAAAUCCUCCAACACGAUCCUGAUUCUGUCUUAGAUUCGUUAACCUCUCGGGGGCUGAUUUCUGAGGAAGAGUAUGAGACUCUGGAGAAUGUUACAGAUCCCCUGAAGAAAAGUCGAAAGCUGUUAAUUUUGGUACAGAAAAGGGGAGAGGUGAGCUGUCAGCAUUUUCUCAAGUGUUUACUUAGUACUUUUCCAGAGUCAGCUACUGUUGGUGGCUUACAAAAUGAAUUUUUAAAACAUGAGAAUAUAGAACCUCUUCAAGCUAUCGGGAUAAGCAAGAAUUCAGAAGAUGUUUUUUCCUCCGGAGAGAAACAGCCCGAGAAUCCUGAAAUCACAGUGUCCUUCAAAGAGAAAGAACACCUGGAUAUGGGAAUUUCUGAGUGCUUCAGGGACACGAAAACUACUUAUAAGGAAGCUGCUUGGUCCUCAAGGGAAAAUGAGAAGGAAUACAACACACCAAAAGGCAUAUUGCCACAUUUAGUUGAGAACGUUAAAUACGAAAUUCCAGCAACCAUUGAGUAUUUACAGGAUGGACAGAGAUACGAGGAGCCAGAUGAUUCUUUGUACUUAGGAAAAGAGGAAUAUUUUGAAUCUGUUGGACACUCUGAAGAUGGAGAAACCUCUGUGGAAGAAGAGGAUUAUAAUGACUCAGAGCACGGUAUUUAUAAUGGCGAAGAGGGCGCUGCAUAUUCGGAGACCACACAGUUCUCUGAUGAAGAACAGAGUUAUGAGGAUUCCGAAACUGGCAUGUCAUUCGCAGUGGAGGAGGAGAAAAGGAUGGAAGAAAGAAAAAAGGUAUUUAAAGAUGUCCUGUCAUGUUUGAACAUGGAUAGGAGCAGAAAGCUUCUGCCAGAUGUCGUUAAACAAUUCUCCUUAGAUCGAGGAUGUAUGUGGACACCUGAGACUCCAGGAGACUUAGCCUGGAAUUUCCUGAUGAAAGUUCAAGCGCUGGAUGUCACAGCCAGAGAUACAAUCCUCAGACACAAGGUUCUGGGUGAGGGUAACAAAGAGGAACUGCUGACUGGAGUAGAGAAUUUGGAAAUUAGAGACAUACAAACCAUUAAUCCCUUUGAUGUUCUUUGUGCAUCUAUGCUCUGUUCAGACAGCUCGUUGCAACGCGAGGUCAUGUCAAACAUGUAUCAGUGCCGGUUUGCUCUUCCCCUGCUCCUGCCAGAUGCAGAAAACAACAAAAGCAUCUUAAUGCUGGGGGCCAUGAAGGGCAUUGUGAAGAAGUGGUCAGCACAAUCUUCAGGAGGGCCUACAGGGGAUACAGAAAAGUGCCUGACUCUCAUGAAGAUGCCUGUCAUCUCUUUUGUGCGCCUAGGAUACUGUAGCUUCUCCAAGUCCAGAAUCCUCAACACACUGCUUGUCUCUGACCAACUAAAAUCACACAAAAUCUUUCUCCAUCAGGAUUUUACUGGCCCGGUGUUUCCCCGGCAGAUCUCUGACGGCCUGGUAGAGAUAAUGUGGCAUUUUCCUGAUAGCGAUGGUCUAAUGGAAAAUCCUAGUGUUUUCCAAAAGCCUGUUGCUCUGGCCAACCUUCGUGGAGAUCUAGAAAGUUUUUGGACACAGUUUGGUUUCUUGAUGGAAGUUUCCUCAGCUGUGUUUUUUUUCACUGACUACCUAGGUGAGAAGGAGUGGGACUUGCUAAUGUUUUUAGGAGAAGCUGCCGCCAAGAGAUUCUACUUUGUCCUCAGUCCCCAGGCCCAGGAGAGUGAAGAGACACAGCUUUUCCAGACGACUCUGAAGUUGAAGCCAUCACAGCUACUGUUUUGGAAGGGGGAGGCACCUGGGGAGAGAGGGAAGAAUAUUGAGGGUCUUCAAGCUGCUCUCCAGGAAGUGAUGUCCUCUUCGCUCAGAUGUGUGUCUGUGGAGGACAUGGGCUCCCUGGCCAGGGAGUUGGGAAUCCAGGUAGACCAAGACUUUGAGAACGUUCAGGGGAUUCAAACUCCCCCUAGUGAAAAUUUGUCUGGAACAGCUAAAGAUGAGAGACAACAAAGACCCAGUCAGUCAGAAAGCUCAUGUGAAAAUCCAGCUGUGAUGUCUGGAGAAUCUGGGGCUAGCCAGAAUCUCCAGAAUUUCUACCUCCUCCCAGGAUUCGUGCCUCAUCUGGAAAACUGUCCUUUACCAACCAGAAUUGGAGGGAACUUUAACCAUGUUUCUUUGAAAGCCCCCUGGGUUACAGGCUCCCACUUUUGGUCAGAGCAGAGGUCUAAGUGGUUCCGUCCCUGGCCCUUUCAGAAAACAAGGGCCUAUGGUCGAGGUAAAAGUUUUGGGUUUCGGUACUUCCAGCCCCAGAGAUUUUAUUCACCUGAAAGAUUCACGAAAUUUUCAAGAACUGCUUUGGGACAUCCUAUGACUAAAACAAUUGGAGGACUACCAAGACCUGUGUCUCAGCAUGUACACGCCUGGUCCAGGAGACCACAGACAACAGGAGCUCUUGAAAGGUCUGGGGUAGUGGUCUCCCAGGUAGGUCACUCCCACUCCCUGGGUCUGCAGCCAGCAGAAGCAGCUGGGAAGUCACAGCCUAAGCAAGGCUACACCCAUAGAACACAGCCACCAAGGGCACCUGGGAAACCUAUGAAAACAACAUCCCAUAUUGAAGGUUUUUACCCUCAGGCCUUUCAACCAGCAGGAGCCACAAAAAAACCUUUAAGGCCUGCCUCUCAUCAAGGAGCCAAACUGAAGACACAGGAUGGGUCUUUAAAUCCAGCCUUCCAAAGGUCCAAUAGCAAAUGCUUACCCAGCUCUCAGUUCAAACUGAGUCAGCCCAAGCCAUCCCAGGUCAAACACUCUCAACCUGUGCCCUCUCAACCCAAACCCACUCAAACAAAACCCACUGAGUGCCACCCCUCCCACGCUAAACCUUCUCCACCCAAACCCACUCAGCCCAAACCAUGCCCAUCCCAGUCCUCCCAGUGUAAGCCUUCUCAGCCCAGGGCCACUCAACCCAAGUCAUCUAAGAAUAGUCCUGCACAGGCUAAGGCAUACCAUGCAAGAGCAGGGCCCAAGAAGGCUGGGAAACAUUAAAGUGCUUACUCUAGAGACCUACGAAACGUAUCCUUAACCCAGACCAUUGCUCUCAUGUGGUAACCUGAAGAAGAGUGGUGGUCAUGGUAAGAGACCACUAUUACUAGCAUGACACAGAAAAAGAAAAGAUAUACACAACCUAAACGGUAUCAUUAAAACAUUUGUAAGAAUGAUUUUUUCCAACAGGAAAGAUAUGAAACAAUUAAGAGUAGAAUCGAGGAGUAAAUAAAUGAACUAAAUCCAACCUCGAGUAUUAGGUGAUAUAUAACCUGAAUCCGAGGAAUGGGGCUGUUGAGACCACCCCAUAAAAUAAGGCUCAGGCUGCCUGAUUGUUGCAACAAAAAUUGCUCUAAAUGUUGGCUGCUCCAGAGGUGUCUUGGUCAAAAGUUUGUGGUCAAUAUCAGCCACUAAGCAGAUAACCUUGUUUGUUUUGGGGAUGUUUAAAUCAACUUACUUGUGAUAAUAGUUCCAAUUUGCUUGGAUAAUAUAACUCUCUCAUUUGACCCUUACAUAUAGAAAUAAUGAACUAACAACCAAUGAUAUAAAUUAUUUUGCAUUAACUUGGGUAUGAUUUGACUAUGUUUUAUACUUAAAAUGUUUGUAAUAGUUAAGAUAAUUUGGCUUAUUAGAGGAUCUUAUACAUUGUCCUCAAGAUUCCAACUUAAAAUGUAUACUUGAGUUUUUAAUUUUAGAGUUGUGACUUUUUAAGUUGAAAAGAUUAAGAUAGGUUUACAAAGCUUGUAAAAAGCAUUGCAAUGUUUAACAGAACUUAAGAUUUACAAAAUUUACAAUUUUAAUUCAUUGGAUUCAUUAUUAUCCUAAACAUACAGGUAAGUUCUGCUAAUUAGAAGGAUAAGUAAAAGGAAUGUAUUAAAUUUAGAAUAUUUAAGCAAAGUUUAAUUGUAAAUGACAUCAAAUAUUAUUAAAAGGUCACUUUAAAGAUUCAUGUUAAAAUUCACUAGAUGUAGAAAUAAAAUAAUAAGAUUUGUAAAUUGGA